Molecule: messenger RNA, 1474 nt
Organism: Coniophora puteana RWD-64-598 SS2
Lineage: Eukaryota; Fungi; Basidiomycota; Agaricomycetes; Boletales; Coniophoraceae
Exons: 15
Coding region: 70-1332 (420 amino acids)
Source: RefSeq, a predicted model, not a curated record
ACUUGAUGUACGCUGUGUGCUCUCUCCCCUCUAGCUUCUAGCGUCUUCUCCGGUACCGCAACUUCGACGAUGGCUCCUACACCAGCGGAGGCAAUCAUGCAGGGUCCUCUGUGCGGGACGUUAGCGACGAUGAUGCUCUAUGGGAUCAUAUGCAUGCAGACGUUCCAGUACUACCAGAACUAUGAGAGGGAUCGAAAAUUCAUGAAAGUACUGGUCGCUUGGGUCUGGGCACUGGAGACUGCGCACACAGCACUUUCGAUACACUACGUGGAGCAUUACUUGAUCUUGAACUUUGGCAACGACGAGCUGCUCAACUAUGCUGUUUGGAGUAUGGGCGCUUCGUAUUUCAUCGGGUUCUGGAUUGCCUAUCCUGUGAACCUGGUUUUUGUAUGGAGAAUCUGGCUACUUAGCAGGAAGCGUUGGAUAGCUGCAUUCUUGACAUUCAUGGCUACAGCUCGACUGGGACUCGGCCUGUCAAAUUGUUCCACUAGCUUCCGCUACCCAGCCUGGGUCGUAUUCCGGCAGCAUAUACAUGCGACGAUGGUCUCAGGCUGGACCGUGUCUGCAUGCACAGACACGCUCAUCGCCAGCACGCUCUGUUUUUAUCUGCAUAGACAGCGUACCGGAAUGAGGCGCACCGACACUAUUAUCAAUGAGCUCCUGCUGUAUACGAUCAACACAGGGCUUGUGACCUCACUCUUUGCGAUCGCUGUGCUCAUCACGUUUCUCGGAUCCUCAAAUUUGGCGUUCAGCGCCUUCGUGCAAACACAAAGCAAACUGUAUGCCGUAUCUCUGCUGGCGACCCUGAACACACGCAAGCAAACGCUCAAACGCGCCCGACACGCCACACCGACGGGCGAGAACUUCGCGCUCACCGCGCCCGAGGGCGGAAUCGAUCUCCCACCAUCCAGCACAUUCAAGCCCAUGAACACCGCCUCCAUGCUCCCCCCGAUCCGCAUCGCCCGCCCCUCCGAGCUCAGCUCCUACUCCACCCCCGACUACGCCUACACCUACGCCUACAGCACGAGCGGCGACACAGGCAGCACGGACCCGCACGACCCCGAAAUGGGCCGCCUGAGCGCGAAGCGCGCUGCAGAUCUAGAAUGGGGUGAUAAUAAUAACAGCGGCGGCAGCUACGGGAUCCAGGAGGUGCCGCGAACGGCGGUGCCGAUGACGACGGGGAGGGCCCGGACGCGGACCUCUGCCGCGGGCCUGCAUGCAGCGGCGUGUCCGCAGGUGGACAUGGUGCUCACGACGGCGAGUCUCGGGGGCGUGCGGCGGCACAUCGAUGCCGUCGGCUUGCGGGGGGACGACGAAGCUCCGUUUGGGUGAGUGGAGGCUGAGCGUUUGUAUGUAGUUUGGGUGUAUGAGUGUCCUUAGACCGGGGAAGGUCGAGGCCAUGGUGGCGGGGUUUAGUGUAUCAUAUGUUUAUCGAUCCCCACCUCUGAGCUAUUCAUGUGAGGAGCUGUCUUUC